This is a messenger RNA of Psilocybe cubensis, 1125 nucleotides long. RefSeq lists its product as uncharacterized. Gene Ontology annotation, molecular function: threonine deaminase activity; L-serine ammonia-lyase activity. Bases 1 to 1125 code for a protein of 374 amino acids. The record is from RefSeq and is a predicted model, not a curated record. Lineage: Eukaryota; Fungi; Basidiomycota; Agaricomycetes; Agaricales; Agrocybaceae. Gene Ontology annotation, biological process: L-threonine catabolic process; L-serine catabolic process. The transcript is spliced from 5 exons.
AUGACCGUCAAUCACUUGUGGAAAGAAACACCCCUCAUAUAUUCAAGUCAUCUUUCAGAGAUCACUGGUGCCGCUGUGUACCUCAAACUUGAGAAUUUGCAUCCCAGUCAUUCGUUCAAAUACAGAGGGAUUUCUCAUUUCAUCCAGAAAGCAAAAAAGGAUCUAGGUCCUGAUGUCCAUGUUGUGAUCGCAUCGGGAGGCAAUGCAGGAUUAGCUGCAGCAUGUGCCGCGAAAUCGCUUGGGCUCAAGUGCAGCGUUUUCAUCCCAGAAGGCGUAACUGCAACUACUUUGGCUUUGCUGAAACGCGAGGGAGCAGAGGUCAUUGUUGGUGGUCGACAAUACUCGGAAGCUCUGAAAAGAGCAGAAGAACUUGUUGCCAAAGAACCCCAUGCUGUUAUGGUGCCGGCAUACAACGACCCCACAGUAUGGGAGGGACAUAGCUCCAUGAUUCACGAGAUCAGAAACCAGCUUGGACAAGAACCCGAUGCUAUCUUUUGCAGUGUAGGAGGAGCAGGACUUCUUGGAGGAAUUAUAGUAGGGUGUCAAGCUGUUGGCUGGGAUCAUGUGCCUCUUAUCGCGUUGGAAACAAUCGGUUCUGAUUGCUUCUAUUGGUCAAUGUCACUUAACGGUGGAAGGUUCAACAGCGAGAAGAAAGUAUUACCUCCAGGAGUAAACCUGGUUUAUAACGAUGAAAAUAAGGUACAUUUGGCACAUUUCACGGGCUUUUCGUCCAAAGCAUCGGGAUCGUUGGGGGCAUCUGAGCCAGCACCGAAAAUCGUCAGCAUGUCGCUCGAGCGGAAAGGUGGCGUGAAAACGGUGAGCGUACCGGACGAGUUGAGUAUGCAAACACUCGCAGAUUUCGCUCAUGACCAUAAGUUCUUGGUAGAACUCGCAUGUUCCACUACCCUUGUACCAGCGUACCACAAGCAGCUAUUCGAAAAGCUAGUGCCUGUCGAAAAAUGUACAAAGACAAGUGGCCGAGUGGUUGUAUUCAUUGUUUGCGGGGGCUUCAAGAUUGAUCUAGAGACUGCGGCAGAGUACGAGAGGUUGUCGCAGGAUGUGCCUAAAGAUCCUAGAAUGCGGUGGAAUGUCAAGUAUGAUGACGGAGAGCUGUUUAGCUUUUGA